AACAAUCUAUACAAGAGUGAAUAUUAUUUUCUUCAAAGAGAAAAGCAAGAAUUAGCUUUGUACAAUUACAUGGCGCGAAUCACUGCAGCUCUUGCUGUGAUUGCCUUGUUUGCUGUAUUUCCGAGCAUGGAGGCAACGCAGUAUAUUGUUGGUGAUGACCAGGGUUGGAAUUCUAAUGUUGAUUACUACUCUUGGAUUGCUGGCAAAACUUUUCAUGUUGGAGAUUCUUUAGUUUUCAAUUAUGCAUCUGGCGAACACAAUGUGGUUGUAGCAGCAAAUUCUGAUGUGUAUGAUAAGUGUGCUACUACUCCAAACUUGGGAGUCUGGACAAGUGGCAGUGACGUCUUUACCUUGCCCACCACAGGUACCUAUUAUUUCUUGUGUGAAUUUCAUUGCGACUACAGCGAGCAGAGGAUUAAGGUAAAAGUGAACAGUUGAUUAUAAUAAUAAGGAGGAUUAAAAGUCCCAUAUGGUGAAAAUUGUUUUCAUUGUUUGGAAGAAGGCCAUACCUGGCUUAUGGAUUUACUUAUGUAUGAUUCUCAUGUAAUUUAAUGUAUUUUAGGGUGUGUGGUGCUCUUCUCGUGCCUAGGAAAGGUUUGAUGAGGCCAGUAUAUGUACACUCGUAAUUCUUUUAUGUUUAUGGAGUGUUCUCCUAAUAAUAAUAUUAUGUUUUGUUAAAAAAAAAAAGAAAA
Rosa rugosa (rugosa rose) is the source of this 692-nucleotide messenger RNA. RefSeq names its product blue copper protein-like. Gene Ontology annotation, cellular component: plasma membrane. The transcript is spliced from 2 exons. Bases 70 to 438 code for a protein of 122 amino acids. Gene Ontology annotation, molecular function: electron transfer activity. The record is from RefSeq and is a predicted model, not a curated record. NCBI's taxonomy places the organism in Eukaryota, Viridiplantae, Streptophyta, Magnoliopsida, Rosales, Rosaceae.